UGCGCGGACCCGAGAGGAACGCUGCUGAGGAAAAUAAAUGGCUGGUCCGUAACCCAGGGAUUAGCAGUUCAGCUAAGAUGGAGCUGGAUCCGUGCGGUUCUACCAGCAGCGUGUCUGGUGCUGCAGAAGAAGAAGAGAACGUAAAGGAGCACACCGCCAUGCUGUGGUCCCUCCAGGAGGCUGCGAGGAGGCAGACGCUCCAGAUCGGAGUCUCGGCGUGUGGUGCUACAGCUGUGGUGGACGUGCUCCAGGCGUUGGGGAUCACGGUAGCUCCAGAAACAUCCGACCGCUGCGUGAAGACCAAACUGAGGAGGAACGAUUCGCCGCUGCCUGAUUACCUUCACUCACGUAGUGAAGCCGGUGCCACCCACCAGCAGCUGAUCGACGGAGCAGUGCAGGCCAGCGACGGCAGAGUGACGGGCAGGUUUUUUAGCUUUCACCCAGCGAGGCGGGUGCAGCUGGUACCGUGGCUGGCGCGCUGGAUUCGGAGAGGAGUCGUGCCGGUGGCCACCAUGAACAUGCAGCGCGGCAUUCCGGAGGGCGAAGAAAUUCCCGACGCCUGGCAUCACCAGCUGAUAUUCGGGGCGGCGCAUAAUGCCGUGUUUAUGACCAAUCCUUUAGAUGUGGUUAGCGAAGAGGAGCUACACACACGCCUGUGCAGCGAAUCAGAUCUGCUGAUCUGUCGAGAAGACGUCUUAAAGAGACUGACCCCGGACUCCCCGCUCCGCCUGGUCUCGGACCGCCAGGCUGACCCGCGCUGGAAGACGUUCAAUGUGGAAGGUCAGGUUAGACGGAUGAUGGAGGAAGAAGACGGCGAGGAAGAUCAUUCGAAGCUGACGCACGUGAGGAUCCCUGCAGCCUACAGCGCUGGGAUUACGCUCUUCGCUCUCGGAGACUCGCCCGUCGGACAGGAGCUCCUCGCCGCUCCCGAACUGCCUCUGCUCUAACGGGACGAUCAGAUUUUAAGUUUGGACUCUGAACCAGCUGUUUCCACCAGCUGUGCAGAUCAGCGACUGUUAAUGACGCCGAAUCGGUGUCAUUUCCGUCCCCAGGACGUUAUAUGUUUAAAUGUAUAUGAAAAUUAGGAUAUAUAAUUUAAAACACCCCACUCUUGAAAUAUAAUAAGUAAAAUUUCAGACCUGAAUAGAGGUGGGUUACAUAAAUCCUGAAAACGGGUGUGUUUUAUCAUAUCUGAAUAGAGGUGGGUUACAUAUAAAAAAACAGAUGAUGUAGUUAAAAUACUACGGAGCCCCUUAGGGGUCACUAACGGAAAAAAAAAAAGUCAGUUCUGCAGAGAACAGCAUGAGACUCCGCCCCUAAUUGCUAGGAAAUCGGCGCCCACCUCCCCCACAGUCAGCCUGAGCGUUCGCACGAGAGUGCCAGAACGACAGCAAGCUAACAUCACUGAUCGCCACAAAUCUGUACAACCUAGAACCCCCAAACUCUGCGCUAGGAAAUCAGCACCCACCUCUCUCACAGCCGACAAACCUGAGCGAUCGCAUGAGAGAGCCAGAACGACAGCAAGCUAACAUCGUGGGGGGGGCAAUGAGCCAAAACUAAUGGCAUUAAAGGUCAAAUUUGAUUGCUGGUGAAAAUGGAAAAUGUUAAUUGCUGCUCAUGGUAAUUCUGAUCAAACGUUUUUUGUUUAUUCAAGAAUGAAGUGCAACACAUCUGGGAUUCCAUCAAAUUUGAGAAAUUGAUUGAAACAUAAAUAAUAAUAAAAUUAUUUAUUUCACUGAAAUACGUCAA
Messenger RNA from Trichomycterus rosablanca, 1749 nucleotides. RefSeq lists its product as uncharacterized. Lineage: Eukaryota; Metazoa; Chordata; Actinopteri; Siluriformes; Trichomycteridae. The record is from RefSeq and is a predicted model, not a curated record. Bases 78 to 947 code for a protein of 289 amino acids. The transcript is spliced from 5 exons.